AUGAGUGCUCUGAGGGCAACAAUAUUACUAUCAGCUAUCAAUGAGGUGGAACGGACGGGAACACCUACACGAGCCAGCAAUCUGCGCACAGGCAGCGUCCCAACUUCUGAUAUAAAAUACGAUAACAUAAAUAAACACACCAGCAAACAAAAAGAAAAGAAAAUAAGCUUACUGAAGGCAGCGAGCCGCCUGGCCGAGGUGGUCGAAGUGGGGACCUUCUUACUCCUCAUUUCCGCAAGCCAACCGGCCGCAAAGGUUUCGUACCAACCGCCAACUCCCAUAAGCGAGCUGUGCACUUUCAUCGGAAGACACGAGCACACAGAACACACCGCUAAGACCUACGCGCUACUCACAGCGGCAACCCCACACGUUGGCCAGGCUCCACAGGCGAUACGAGUAACUGUCGCCGUAACACCCGAACAUGUCAUCGGUUCUCGCGACCAUGGCCCGCACGGCACGUCUCGCCGAACUGACGGCGCGCGGCGGAAUGCCCGCCGGUCCGCCCUCGGCCCGCCCUGCAAAGCCGCCCCCGCCCCACCCGCCUCACCCCACCGCAAUCUACCUUACCAACUGGCCACGGUACCACGCUGGUCUUCAUCUCGAAACACCAUUAACCUUAAGGCAUCAUAA
Messenger RNA from Pieris macdunnoughi, 630 nucleotides. NCBI's taxonomy places the organism in Eukaryota, Metazoa, Arthropoda, Insecta, Lepidoptera, Pieridae. The record is from the annotation of a GenBank genome assembly.